Microcebus murinus (gray mouse lemur) is the source of this 1797-nucleotide messenger RNA. Its product is annotated as olfactory receptor 1E2-like. Gene Ontology annotation, cellular component: membrane. Gene Ontology annotation, molecular function: olfactory receptor activity; G protein-coupled receptor activity. NCBI's taxonomy places the organism in Eukaryota, Metazoa, Chordata, Mammalia, Primates, Cheirogaleidae. Gene Ontology annotation, biological process: G protein-coupled receptor signaling pathway. The record is from RefSeq and is a predicted model, not a curated record.
UCAUGGAUAAUGAUGGUGAAAUAAUUUGGUUCAGAUCAUCUGACCAUGUAUCAUAGAAAUGCAUUUACUUUUCUUUAGAUUUAAUGGACCCAUUUAUUUUAUUUUAAAGACCCUGAACACAGAGAAUGACAGGAAGGAACCAAACUGUCAUCUCAGAGUUCCUCCUCCUGGGUUUGCCUGUGAAGCCAGAGCACCAAAACCUGUUCUAUGCCCUCUUCCUGGCCAUGUAUCUUACUACUGUUCUGGGAAACCUCCUCAUCAUAAUCCUCAUUCGACUGGACUACCACCUUCACACACCUAUGUAUUUGUUUCUCAGCAACUUGUCCUUUUCUGACCUUUGCUUUUCCUCUGUCACAAUGCCCAAAUUGCUGCAGAUCAUGCAGAGCCAAGACCCAUCCAUUCCUUACAUGGGCUGCUUAGCCCAAAUGUACUUUUUUUUGUUUUUUGCAGACCUGGAGAGCUUCCUCCUUGUGGCCAUGGCCUAUGACCGCUAUGUGGCCAUCUGUUUCCCCCUGCACUACACCACCAUCAUGAGCCCCAAGCUCUGUCUCUCCCUGGUGGUGCUGUCCUGGGUGCUGACCACAUUCCACGCCAUGUUGCACACCCUGCUCAUGGCCAGACUGUGUUUCUGUUCGGACAACGUGAUCCCUCACUUUUUCUGUGAUAUGUCUGCUCUGCUGAAGCUGGCCUGCUCUGACACUCGAGUUAAUGAAUUGGUGAUAUUCAUCAUGGGAGGCCUCAUUCUCGUCAUCCCAUUCGUACUCAUCAUCGUGUCCUAUGCACGAAUUGUCUCCUCCAUCCUCAAGAUCCCUUCUGCUAAGGGUAUCCGUAAGGCCUUCUCCACCUGUGGCUCCCAUCUCUCUGUGGUGUCACUGUUCUAUGGGACAGUUAUUGGUCUUUACUUAUGCCCGUCGGCAAAUAAUUCUACUGUGAAGGAGACCGUCAUGGCUAUGAUGUACACUGUGGUGACCCCCAUGCUGAACCCCUUCAUCUACAGCCUGAGGAACAGAGACAUGAAGGGAGCCCUGGGAAGAGUCAUCUGUAAGAGGAAAAUUCUUUUAUCUCUAUGAUGGUAACACUUGGGAUUAUUAUGCAAUUUUAUCCAGUAGAUAUAUUGACAUUGAUAUUUGAGUAUUAUUCCAGACCUUUUUCCCUCACAUGGAGAUUUGUGCUUAAAUGAAAUAUUACAUAGUUGCCCAAUAAAUAAAACAGAUGAAGUAAAGGUGUAUAGUUGAACUAGGAAGGGGUUCUCAGUAAGUUAGUAGGAAAGUUUUCUUCUUUGUUAAUAACAGGUGACCCUGAGGAGGUAUAAUUUUAAAUAUUUUAAUUCAGAUUUAUGUCCAGCUAUUAAACCACUUUAAUUUUUCAUAUGUUCUUUUUAAAAACUAAAACAUUUGUUUUAAAUGAUACUCAUUCCUUCCAUGUCCAUACUAAGACCAAAACAUCUCAGUCCCUUGCUCCUCCUGCUAAACUUUUUAUUGUUGAAUAAAAAUUCUUAUGUCUUCCUAUGCAAGUGUUCACAUCAUUCUGUUUUUAAUCCUUUUUUUUUCUCCUUAAUUUUUAUGUCUGCAUUGUCCUUUUUUUUAACCUGACCUAAACCUAAAUGAACUUUAUUUUCUUUGCUGCAGUUUAGUUUGUCUUUAUCUAGGAGCUCAGUCAUACCUGAGGCCCUAAAAGUUACUUCUUCAAGCAUGGGAAAGGGAGCCAAAGUCUGCUUAAGAACCUCAUUCAUUCAUUUAAUUAUGUUAGUUAUUUUAAUAUUUUUUAAAAAUUAAAACAACUGUGCAUAUUUAUUGG